Molecule: messenger RNA, 723 nt
Organism: Cannabis sativa
Lineage: Eukaryota; Viridiplantae; Streptophyta; Magnoliopsida; Rosales; Cannabaceae
Exons: 2
Coding region: 1-723 (240 amino acids)
Biological process (GO): proteolysis
Molecular function (GO): aspartic-type endopeptidase activity
Source: RefSeq, a predicted model, not a curated record
AUGGAAAGGAAAACUGGAAGACUUUUCCUGAAUGCCCGAGAUGUAAAAGAAGCUACCUGGGUGAAGGCCAGGGCCUAUUUUCAAUGUGGGCUAGUGGGUCACAUGAAGAGGAAUUUCCCACAGUUGCUGCUACCAGAACAAAAGAAGGAUGAUAAACCUACUCCUGCCCGGGUGUUUGCCCUAACUCAAGCCGAGGCUGAUGCUGGCCCUUCCACUAUGACAGGUCAGCUUUCUUUUGACGAUACUUUAUUAACUGUUCUGAUUGAUUCUGGUGCGACACAUUCUUAUAUUUCAAGUAGAAUAACUGAAAAGUUGAAUAGACCUAGUGAUGUACUUUCUAGAGGCUUCAAAACUUUACUGCCUACUGGAGAGCUGGUUAUCUCCAACAGGUGGGUUCGAUCCCUUCUCGUAUUUGUGGAAGGAAGGGAGUUAUUGCCUGAGGACGAGGACCCCUUUGCAUUUGUGGGUAAGAUGCAGGGAUCCCAAAUUCCCUUAAUUUUAGUGCUUAAGGCAAAAGAUUUGUUGUGUGAGGGGUGCAUCGGUUUCUUAGCAAAUGUAGUUGUUACAACCAGGGAACCACCAUCGCGACCGGAGCAUGUCCCAAUAGUUCGAGAAUUUCUGGAUGUUUUUCCAGAGGAGUUACUAGGGUUACCACCGAAACGUGAAAUUGAUUUUGAGAUUGAUCUAAUACCAGGGGCAGAGCCUGUAUCAAGAGCUCCCUAA